AUGGUCGCAUACGUAUCCAAGCUAGCCGCUAAGACAACUCCAUUUUUUGGGAGGUUGAACCUUUCCAACUUGAUUGCCUACACUCCAAACCUUAUGCUCUGGAGUGGAGCUUCCUGGGCUGGUCUUUUUGUCUUUACCGAAGGCUGGCCUUUGUUCCAAAACACCUUCUACAAGAAGAUCCCUCUCGCCGGAUCUCACUGGGUCAAGGAAGUUGCCCCAGAGGACAGCCCACAGUAA
This is a messenger RNA of Lachancea meyersii CBS 8951, 237 nucleotides long. The record is from the annotation of a GenBank genome assembly. NCBI's taxonomy places the organism in Eukaryota, Fungi, Ascomycota, Saccharomycetes, Saccharomycetales, Saccharomycetaceae.